Molecule: messenger RNA, 2224 nt
Organism: Colletotrichum navitas
Lineage: Eukaryota; Fungi; Ascomycota; Sordariomycetes; Glomerellales; Glomerellaceae
Exons: 1
Coding region: 469-1800 (443 amino acids)
Source: RefSeq, a predicted model, not a curated record
CUUCGGAGGCUGGCGCUUGCGCCUCUUCCCCAUCACAUCCUACUGCCCAAAAUAGCCAACCAGAACUGGAGCUGUCUGAGACGAGGGGGUGUAGUCCUGCAUCAAUCGCGUCUAUUGUGUCUUCACAAGUCACACUGCAUUGCAUAGGUAUAUAUGUCUGCUUAGUGGCGCUUCUCUCGACGGCCGCCGCCGUUGUGCACUAACCCCACACGAGAGUCACCAUCCCAACGAAGCGCCGCUUCCUGUUCUAUAUAGCCGCAGUUCCCUUCUUUCCCCAAUAUAUUCCAUUGCUACUGUUCCCCCUUCUUUUCUUGGAACCGGUUGUUUUACUCUGGCGAUUCCAGUUUUUCGGGAGGCCGAGGCCGUUGUUUGAUCCUUGUACCCACCGGACUGCUUGCUAUCAAGUCGGUGCCGCUCCGUUGUCUCAUACAUCCCAUCUUUACUUGAGCAAUACAUCACUUGGUCGAUAUGGCUACUCAAACCGGGACCGCCUCGAGGAGGCCCAAGUUGUCCUUGUCCAUCAAGACAUCACCGGCUCCUCACACAAGGAUUAAAAAGUCACUGUCUGUUGUCGACCCCAGGGAUCCGACAGCUUUCAACACUCUCUCCAAUGUCUAUGUAACCGCCAUUGAGAGGUCAACGUCUGAGCCGCUGACUGCCAUCGACACUUCGCAACAACAGCCUUCGCGCUUGAAGACGGGCCCGAAGCCUCCCCAGCUACGCAUCCAAACACCGUAUGCCGUCUCAUACCCCGAGACACCGUUGACCGCACAUCCCAUUUCCCCCGGUGUUGUGACGGAGAUGACCUUUCCGAGUACCAUGACCGCAACCCCGCCCCUGUCGGCUGGUCCCAUGGACUCGAACGGCCCUCCGAUGUUUGGGUUCUCUCCAAUCGACACAAGGACCCCUUUGACAGCAAUCGGAGUCACCAAUCCGCCAGAGCCGCGUUCCCAGCGGAAACGCAACAACCUUUGCCUGUCGGGCUCGAAGCUGCCAUACACUCACCCUCGCUCCCUUCACAGUAUUCUUCGCAACUCGCCUCUUCCUCCUCCGAGUGCGAAGACGCCCAUAUCACCGCGGCGCCAAUCGCUGCGCCUGCAGGAAAAGGCAGCCCGCCGGGUCGCUUACAACAGCCCGAUCGAGCAAACCAUCAUCACGGAAACAUACACCAGGUCUCAUAUUGACUUACUGGCCGAAGAUGUGUCACCGGCGUCACCGACCCCGGCCCAGGAACCAAACAACGUCCUCGACCUUGCCAUGGCUUUCACGAGCGACGAAACGCGCGACGGCGGCAUGACCCCAGGGCCAUUCGAGGAGAUGAGGCGGCGAAUGGCUGGGCUGGCAGCCAGCUCGCCGACGGCAAGCCCUUCGGGCGGGAUCAGGAAGCGGAAGCGGAAGGAGAAGAAGCGCCGCUGGGUCUGGACCAUAGGCAAUCAAGAGGAGGAUGAGGAGAACCUAGGCGGGGCAGUGGCGGCGUUGCGGGCGGCCGAAGCGGCGGGACAAAUAUCAGAGCCUGCCCAAAAGAGGCAUACGGCGCCGGCGGUGCAGGCCUGCGGAGAUCUCCCGACGCCUAGCAUCGAGACGUUUGAGGAGGCCGGCGAUAUUGACAUGUCAGACAUGAGCAGCGUCUCUUGCGAUCAGGGCCUCACGCCGGGGGAUAUGGAUCUUGAUCUAACGACGCCGACGGUGCCCAAGCGCCUCGUGUCACAGAGCGACUGGCUUGGAUCAGCGGACCUGAUUAACCCGGAGACCGGUAGCAGGCGGGACACGCCCAUACCUUCAGAUAUGGCGGUCCGUUGACGCGGUGGUGGUGGACUGAAUGUUAUCUAAUUUGCUUACGGUUGAAAGCGCUUGAGUCUCGCAUUGGGUGGUGCUUGGAGUCGUCGAAAACGUGGCUUUGCGGGUGUAGGAUAUGUACUAGUAAUCACUUUCAGGCUAAUGAUAACACGAAGCAAUAUGACCAUCAUGCCCUUCCUUGUUCAUACCUAUGAUGAAUGGCUGUGUGGUUUCCCAAGGCGCAUUGGAUCUAGGGAAUGGCGUGGGAUAGGGAUUCAGCGGUCUCCGCCAAGCCCCUGCGGAUGUUUGGGCAGCGAACUUCGCCGGCAAGGUGCCAAUCAAACCGGCAUGAAGUACAAACCGGCCAAUGGAUUGGCCCAGAGACGCAUGAUGAGGUAAGCCCGGCCGGCAUUCGGAAACACCCACCUUAUUGUCAGAAGCGGAGACA